Molecule: messenger RNA, 1683 nt
Organism: Nematocida ausubeli
Lineage: Eukaryota; Fungi; Microsporidia
Exons: 1
Coding region: 1-1683 (560 amino acids)
Source: RefSeq, a predicted model, not a curated record
AUGCACUCAGUAAUAGUAGUGAAUUUUAGUGAAAAGGAAGUUGAAAUAAAGAACAAAGAGGUAAAAAAGAAGAGACGGGUCGUGGACGUGUACGAUGUAAUGGACCCGUUCUAUCAGGAAGACGAAGAAGUGAAUACCUUUGAGUGCAAAUACGAGAACUUCUAUUGUUUAACAGGCGAGUCGGCAGUAGAAAGGAGAAAAGAGGCUGAGAUUGAGUAUGAGGAAAAGCUAAGAAAGGAUAAAAAAGAGACAGCACGUGAACGAUAUGUAAAACAAAAGCAGGAAAAGCUAGAAGAGUAUGCAGCUUCUUCUCCAGAGGGCAGGGCGGCAGUGCUAGAUAAAAUAGCUAUACUUGAAUUAGUGACAACACAGGAGCUAGAUGCAAAAAGUCUGGCAGAAGAGGUUGUAAAUAAGUGCCCAGACGAGAAUAUAAAAGAGCUCGAAAAAGUUCUAACAAAGACCUUUAGCAAAGAAGGAAUGGAGGAAAUGUAUGCCAAAGCUGAGGAAAAGAAGAACGCGCUAGGUGAGGAGGUAAAGGUAGAGUCCGUGAAAAGGAUUAAGAAGGAUGAAGCAACAGGAAGGCCAGAAAUUCAGUUCGAUCCUAAGUUCCUUGACCUUUUAGUAAAGUAUACCGAUGUGGAGUACUUGAUGUUUUAUAUAAAGCUAUUUCUGUCCGGCAAGAAAAGAAUAUUAGAGCAUAAAGUAAAGAAGAAUGCGAUACGCGCACUACACGAGUACUUCCCAGUAGAGUGCCGAUCUAUGUCACUAGGAAAGAAAAUAGCAUCGCAUGUAAUAAAAAAAAGAAGACGCGGGCAGAUGACUCAGUCUGAGGGAAAUGCUGAUGCAAAUAGCAAUACAGACGAAGAAGCACAGGAUACAGAAGAAGUAUCAGUAGAAAAAGAGGAAUCAAUGGCAAAAGAAUUCCCAGUGGAAAAAGAAGAGCUGAAAAAAGAAGAAGUUCCAGAGGCCAUUCCACAAGCCAACCUAGAAAAAAGCACUCAUAUACCCAAAGAGAAGCUUUUAGAAGAGCUUUCAAAAAACCAGAGACAUCCUGAGAUCAUGCAAGAAAUUACAGCUGCAGAAAACUCCUUAGCAGAAGAGCAUUCUAUGCAUAGUCAAACAGACUCUUCCAUCAUCAAAAGUAGCACAGUGCAAGAUGAUAGCUUAAUAAUCCCUAGCUCGCCUACCAUAAACCCAAGUACGCUAGUAUACGCACCAUUUCCUCCUGUGCAAACAAAAGAGAAGAAGCAGACUAAGCCCCGCAAAGCAGCUACCCCAAUUAAGCGUGGGCUUGGAAAACAUAGGCCGCCGAUGGAUGAGGUUGAAGAGCCUUCUAUAGAUGCCGAUGUGUCUCAGAAUGAUUCAAAAGAAAUUCUAGAUAGUAAAGAUGAAGUGUCUAGAGAAACACUGCUAUCUACGCCGACUAAAAUAGUCAAGACCCGAAAAGCACCUCUAAAAAGUGCCAAGCUGACUAAAGAAAAGAAUACAAGACUUCCAGCUAAUCCAGCUAAAAAGCAAAAGAGCGCUGCUAAGAGCCCAAUAAAGCGCAAAAAUGCAAAAGAAACCUCUGUUUUAAAGGAAAAGGAAGACGAAUCCAUAUUAGAUGAAAAAACAAUUGAAACAACAGAAACAAAUGAUACACACCAGGGCAGUUCAGACAAUCUUGAGGAUAUAGAUAUGUAA